Molecule: messenger RNA, 954 nt
Organism: Anoplophora glabripennis (Asian longhorned beetle)
Lineage: Eukaryota; Metazoa; Arthropoda; Insecta; Coleoptera; Cerambycidae
Product: putative nuclease HARBI1
Exons: 5
Coding region: 1-954 (317 amino acids)
Source: RefSeq, a predicted model, not a curated record
AUGGUCAACCGUUUCUUAGCCCAACCAACAAGAACCUCUGCUCUAUCCAUACAAACCAAGGUACUUGCUGCUCUCAGGUUUUAUGCUUCAGGCAGUUACCAGGAAAUUACUGGCUCGAACAGUUUUGUGGCCAUUAGCCAAGCUUCAGCUAGUCGAGCUGUGAAUGAGGUCACGAAUGCAUUAAACCAACCUGAAAUUCUAAAUAAUGUAAUAAGGUUCCCUCGAAAUAUUGAAGAGUUGGAAAAUAUUCGAACUAGGUUUUAUGAAAGUUACCAAUUCCCUGGAAUAAUUGGUUGCAUCGACUGUACUCAUGUGAGCAUUGUGGCUCCGCCAGCUAAUGAUGAGCAUGCUCCUGAACAUAUUUAUGUAAACCGAAAGAAUUAUCAUUCACUUAAUGUACAACUAAUUUGUGAUAACAAUCUUAAAUUAUUAAAUGUGACAUCAAGAUUCCCAGGGUCCACCCAUGAUGCGCACAUUUGGAGACAGUCUGCAGUCUCCAAUUUAAUGGAACAAUUAUAUAGAAGGGAUCCGACAAAUGUUUUUUUCUUGCUGGGCGACUCGGGAUAUCCCACUCGCCCUUGGUUACUUACACCGAUUUUAAAUCCACAAAAUGUUGGACAACAACGGUAUAAUGACAGAUUAUGUUCUAUAAGAUCCAUCAUUGAACGGUGUAAUGGUGUACUUAAAAACCUAUUUAGGUGUUUGCUAAGAUAUCGCACUUUACAUUACCACCCAACAACAGCUGGAAAAAUUGUAAAUGCCUGUUAUAUUCUCCAUAAUUUAUGUAUAGAAAGAAAUAUUCCAGAGCCAGACGAACCUCAUAUUGAAGAGCCUGAUUAUGGCAUUUACCAUAAUCUAAAUUUUGUUGACAAUAUGCCACAGCUAAUUAAUCCUGAUUUGGCAGUUGGAAGGGAUUUGCAGCUCAACAUUAUUGCUAAUCAUUUUAAUGAAUAA